UAAACAAGUGCGUCUGGGAAAACAAGCCAAGAGAGAAAGAACCGAAGAGAGUGCAAAACAAGAGAAGAGAAGAAGCGGGGCCGGAAGAGUCUCAAGGCCGCGCUCGCAAUCGGCCCUUUUUUUUAUUUUUCUUGGUUCGAAGAAGGUGCGAUUGGACGAGUACCUGGGGAUGGUGAUGCACUUGGUCUUGGGGUCCUGGUUGGACACGGCCUUUUCCAACUCGUCCAGUCCGCCGGACUUCUUGAGCUUCUUGACCAGGCUGCGCACGGCCUUCUCACUCCACUUGUCCUCGCACUCGCCCUUCUUCCAGCCCAGCAGUCGCUUCACGAUCGGCGGCGAGAACGGCAGCAUCGACGACAUCUCACCGCAUCGUCCCGCGUCCCGGACACUCCCAGCUCUCUCUCUAUCUCCUCGCUCGGACACGCUACUUUUCAAUCGGGCGCAGUUUGCUGCCGACCGACAUCUUCCUAAUCGCACAGACCGCUCCGCCGCCGCAAGUAGAUCCGCGGCGCCUUCCUGCAAAUCGCCGAUUUCUCUCCCCCCAGCUGAUCGGUUCGGACGCGCGGUCACGGACGCGAGAGCGAUCGCGGCCACUGCGGAGCACACCGCUGGUAUUCCUCCGCGCUGAUCGGCCAGACGAGCCCCAGAGCGCGUGCGCACUCGGCUCUUGGCGCCAAAGCUUUAGCCGGCCGCCGCACAGGUGGCGCCACCGGAUUGGCGUGUCGAGCGGGUUGCGGCCAGCGAUUUCACAGGAGCUCUUCUGAUCGUCUUACUUAUUGUUAGACACACACGCUCCGUUAUAAUGACAUGAAAGACACAAACUCCAAAUUUCCAUUUCCUAGUGAAAUUCAGAAAUUUAUGAAUAAAAAUUUUUAUUAUAAGGUAGAUUUAUAUCGUCAAGCUGAAUUUCAUUUAACAAUUUUUAGUACAAUUUUAAUUAUAUGUGAAAGGUGAAGGUCGAUUUAGUUAAUUUAGCAUUAAUUUCUAGCAUAAAAAAAAAUACCAUUUAAGUUUUAAAUCAUAAUCUGCGGAAAAAUUGUCAAAAUUUAUCUCGUUUUUAACUAGAAUUUUAUUUUCUUUUGGAGCAACAACAACAACUCUACUUGACGGUUUGGGCGACGCAGUAUAAUUACGAAACGCAAUUAGUUAAUUUCGUGGUCCGUGCGAUGCGUUGUUGCGUCAAGUGUGUCUUCUUCCUUUGUCAGGGUGUGGCGACAUUACACUCGCUCGCGCAGGUAGAUCCUCUCUCGCUGCUGCAGUCACGCUGAGCGCCUCGAUCCCCAAAGACGCCUGCCAAGAAAUAAUCCAAGCACACUCAAUUCCACAUAUGAGGGUCCUCGGGCUGCAGGUGCUGCUCUCGGCCCUGGCGGCCGCCAGGGUCGCCGCACAGUCCUACAACUUCGGCCUCCAGGGCGAGGAGCGACACAUUUCUGAGGCGAACGAGUUUCUGCGUCAGUACGAGGUGCAGAGCGUGGGGGCGUGCAAGGCCCUGGUCACGGCCCAGUGGGACUACGCCACCAACGUGACGACCAGAGGCGCCGAAUAUGCCGCGGCGGAGCAGUCUCGUUUUGACAAAUUCGUGCGGUCGGCGUGGCGCCGGGCCGAGUCGUCGGUCCAUUGGCGCGCCCUUUCCGUUUCGCAGCCACGGAUCUACCGACAAUUCCUCAGGUUGGGGAUGCGCGCCAGGGAAACGGCCGGACUGCCCGACGAUCUCGCCAAAGAGAUGCAAGACGUGCUGUCGGAAAUGCGGGACAUCCAGAGCAAGAGCCACGUGUGUCCGGCGCCGGGUCUGGAGAACGCGAUUGCGGUGCUCACCGGCAACUACAACAACCUGUACUCGACCCCCCUGCAACGGUGCUCCCUCCACCUCGACCCGGAACUCGUGUCCAUCCUGAAGACGUCCAGGGACCCGGUGAUGCUGGCGUUUGCGUGGAAGUCGUGGCGAGACGUCGUCGGACCCCCCAGCAGGCCCAGGUUCGUCAGACUCGUCGAGCUCAGCAACACCGCCGCUAAGAGAAACGGUUUCCGAGACGUGGGCGAGCAGUGGCGGUCCGAGUUCGACCAGGAUUUGCUGCCGGGGACGGGGCCGAACGUGAUGGAGGCGGCGGGGGCGGCGUGGGCCCAGAUCGAGCCCCUGUACCGCCAACUGCACGCCUACGUGCGCCGCAAACUGGCCCAGCAGUACGGCGAGGGCGUGGUGCGGCCCCGUGGGCCCAUCCCGGCCCACCUGCUCGGCAACAUGUGGUCGCAGUCGUGGGCCGCCGUCGAGGACCUCGUCACGCCCUUCCCCUUCAAGAGACUGCCCGACGUGUCCGCCGAGAUGGCCAGGCAAGGAUACACGCCGCUCGGUUUGUUGCAAGUGGCCGAGCAGUGGUUCACGUCGCUGGGGCUGCCGUCGAUGCCGGCCGACUUUUGGCGCAAGUCGAUCAUUCAAAAGCCGCUGGACCGGCCUGUGCUGUGCGGAUCCUCGGCCUGGGACUUUUGCGACGGCGUCGACUACAGACUGAAAAUGUGCGCGACGCCGACGUACGCUGACCUGGUCGCGGCUCAUCACGAACUGGCGCACGUGCAGUACUACAUGCACUACGCGGCGCAACCGACGCUGUUCCGCGAGGGCGCCAAUCCAGCGCUUCACGAGGCCGUCGGCGAGAUGGUCACCCUGGCGGUCACCAACCCUGACCACCUGCAGCGCCUCGGCCUCUUCCCCGGCAACAACUCCAACGACGAAGAAAUCCACAUGAACUACCUGAUGCGGGUCGCCCUGGAGAAGCUGGCUUUCGUCCCCUACAGUUACAUCAUUGACCUGUGGCGUUGGAAAAUCUUCAGCGGCGAGUUCGGCUACAAAGAAAUGAACGAGCGCUGGUGGCAGCUGCGGCUCGGCAUCCAGGGCGUCGCGCCACCGGCCAAAAGGUCCGAGAGGGACUUUGACGCCGCCGCCAAGAAGCACGUGGUCACCCACAAGCCCUACAUCGGGUACAUGGUGAGCAGUUUGCUGCAGUUCCAGAUGCUGCAGGCGCUGUGCAGGGCCGCCGGCCACAGGGGCCACCUGCACAGGUGCGAACUGCAGAACAGGAGGGAGGCUGGAAAGUUGCUCAGCCAGGUGAUGUCUUCGGGGUCGUCGAAGGCGUGGCCGGAGGUGCUGCGGGAGUUGACGGGGGGCGACUCGGCGCUGCUGGACCCGCGGGCGAUGCUCGAGUUCUUCACGCCCCUGGAGCAGUGGCUGCGCGUGCAGAACGGCCGCGAGGGCCUCGAGCCGUGGGACCUGAACGACCCUGAGUACGCCCUGCCUUGGAGCAGCGCCUCGGCCGCCGCCUCUUCAGCCGCCCUAUCGGCCCUCUUAUCGGCCCUCCUGCUCACCAUGUAACAAAUUCUCCAACAAGAUAUCAUUUUUAUUGAUGUGGCCGCGCAAAUCGACACGAAUCGUCACUUGUAAAUAUUAUUUUUAUAUGUAUUUGUUAGUUUUGUACAAGCAAUAAACUUUCUUUCUUUCUUUCAACAAUCAAAGCACUGCUUUUUAAAAUAUUUUGAGAUCUCAAAGUUAAAAACGAUCGCAAUGCAAUUCAUCAACGGCCCCUGAGGGUGCGCACGUGCGACCUGAGGUGGCGCAUGAAGUCCUCCAUGGCGCGAGGGAUGGCCCUGUCGACGGCCACGCGCGGCAACCAGCCCUUCAGGUCCGUGUCCAUCAACCACUGCACCUUGCACGCGUCCGGCUCGUGCUCGAUCGGACUGAUCAACCAGCAACCGGGGCCGCUGUGCG
Messenger RNA from Neocloeon triangulifer, 3757 nucleotides. Its product is annotated as angiotensin-converting enzyme-like. Bases 1328 to 3364 code for a protein of 678 amino acids. The transcript is spliced from 15 exons. Gene Ontology annotation, molecular function: metallopeptidase activity; peptidyl-dipeptidase activity. Gene Ontology annotation, cellular component: plasma membrane. The record is from RefSeq and is a predicted model, not a curated record. Gene Ontology annotation, biological process: proteolysis. Lineage: Eukaryota; Metazoa; Arthropoda; Insecta; Ephemeroptera; Baetidae.